Molecule: messenger RNA, 4579 nt
Organism: Gigantopelta aegis
Lineage: Eukaryota; Metazoa; Mollusca; Gastropoda; Neomphalida; Peltospiridae
Product: protein phosphatase 1 regulatory subunit 42-like
Exons: 10
Coding region: 199-1233 (344 amino acids)
Molecular function (GO): protein binding
Source: RefSeq, a predicted model, not a curated record
ACUUAUGUCAUUCAGAGGAUUUUAUUUGCGGAAGGGAAAGCAAGUUUAGUGGUUGUGCGGUCAUGUAAUCAUUUUUUAUGAUGUGUUGUGAGUGAAUUUGCGUUCGUUUAAUGCCAGUGUAUCUUAAAUUAUUAUGUUCUUGCUGGAAAGCUCCGUCAGUCAUGUGAAACUACCUAGAAGGUGACCGGUUAUUUCAACAUGGUGAAGUUAACUAUAGAUCUGAUAGCCCGUGGCACAUCGGGCUACACAAAGAAAAAACGAGAUGAAACAAUGCCACAGUAUCUGCGUCGUUUGACUCAUUUGUACCUUGAAGACAAAAACAUAGAUGAAGUGGGUGAAGAUCUGGCACUUUGCCGCAAUCUGAUCGUGCUGUAUUUGUAUGACAACAGUCUGGCCAAGAUCCCACUUCUACACCACAACUGUAACCUUACUCAUCUCUAUCUGCAGAACAACGGAAUUAGCAAGAUUGAAAAUCUCUCAUCACUUACAAGACUCACCAAACUGUAUCUGGGAGGUAACAAGAUAACAGUUCUCGAGGGCUUGGAAAAACAAGAACAUCUUCAGGAGCUUCAUUUUGAAAAUCAGCAUUUACCACCUGGAGAGAAAUUGCUGUUUGAUCCUCGUUCUCUGAGAAAACUAGCUAAAAGUUUACAAGUACUAAAUGUGUCUGGUAACAAUCUGGAUAGUUUCACCGAUUUGGAGUGUUUAAAAAACUUGAACCAGCUGAUGGCCACUGACAACAAUCUGAAUGACAUGAAAGAACUUGCUCAUAUUCUUGGUCAGUGGACUUGCAUGUGCCGCUUGGAGCUUAUGGGUAAUCCCAUUUGUCAUAAAGCAAAAUACAGGGACCGUGUCAUCAUUAUGUCCCAAAAACUAGCAGUUUUAGAUGGUAAGGAAAUAACAGAAACAUCCAGACAAUUUCUUCGUAACUGGCAUGCCAGUAAGGAAACCCAGAAGAAGAGACAUGACGAAUUUAUUCGACAGGGAAUGCCAACUGAGAUCUCAGAGCUAUCAGGUUCUAAGAGUUUUCCACAGAUGAAAGUGAAACCCAGGCCACUGGCAGAAGUCCCUGGCUAUCUCAUGCCAGGAUUACCACGUAAACAGUUUGAUGAGCUUUUAGCAAAAAACAGACUGGAUGACAAUGAUUUAAAGACAUUCCAAAGAGCAAACAAGACAAGAAGUGGAGUGUUGAGAACAAAGAACAUUUUUCUGGAUUUGUUUGAGAUACAGUGACCACUACAAUUUGUUCCGUGGUAUAUCCUCUGCACCAGCAAGGCGACCAAUCACCCUGACCAUAGAGGUCGCUGGUAGCAUCAACCCCACUCGUCACGUUCAUCUGACUUCUUGAACUGAAUUCAAUGUGCCAAUCAUCACUUGAUCCUUCUUUCCUUAUGGGUGUUUGUCAGUUUUGAUCAACAACAUCAAAAAAAUAAUGUUACAACAGAAUGUUCCAAAACUGCUUUGGAAACAUGAGGUGUAUAUUCAUUGUAGAGUGUUGGUUCUUCUGUGAUUUCGUUGGACAGCAUGGUCAAAUCAGCACUCUUGAGACUAAUGGGUGGAAAGUUGGAAAAUGGGUAGAAUUUGCAAUUGAAACAUAGUGGAAAGUGACUUUGAAUAGUCACAGAUGCUGUUUAAGUGGGAACUCUGCAUUAUAACAUCAUAAUAUUUAUAUUGGUCUGUGAUAUGACUGACAGUGUCAGGCUAAAUCAUUAUUUGCAAUUAGGGAUGUUCCAAAAUUGAUCACAAGCUGAGGUGGCAAUCAAAUUUUUUAAUAUCUACUAUUCCCAAAAUAAAAUUGUACUUAAACAAUUCAUACAGAGGGAAAAGAUGAAACACACUUGCCAGGCAUAAAAUAAUUUACAAAUCCUUUCUCCUCCUCCUCUCUCUCCCCCCCCCCCCCCCCUUUCAAGUGAUCAAUUGUGGAACCACCCUUACAGAUGUUUUAUUAUUUAUUUGUUGUGUUGCUGCUGCCGCCAGGGUUUUAUUUGCUUCCAUUGGUGCAUAUUUAUCACAUGUGUUAUGCAAAAACACUUUCUGUCUUUCACGUUGCUCAAUUUUCAGCAUAAUUAUUUUUUAGAAGUGUAAUAUUUAAAGUAUGAAUUUGAGUUAUUAUGUAUUUUAUUUGUUGAUAUAUGAGCCAGAAUGUGGUAUGCUCUUUAAAAAAUUAUUUUUUUAUUAAUCUAAUACUACUGAUAGCUUGGAUUUGUUUGAUGUUUUCAUUUGUGAUCUGUACAGUGGAAAUAAUAUAAUUAUUAUAUACUAAUGGGAAAAGGUUCCAGUGCAACAUAAUUAUACAGUUAUAUAAAAUUCAUAUUGGUAAAAUUCUGAAGUAAAAGGUCAUGGAAACAUUUGCUCUGACCUCCUCUUCAAUGUUCUAUUGAAUCCAUAUUGUUGGCUGUGAAUAGUUUUAAGGUUAGCUAAUCUGUGUUUUCAACUGACAAUAAUGCAAACUCCUUUAGCUGAGAAAAACUACAAAACUGUUAUUUACCAAAUACAUCGUUCAGAUGAAAAUGUUGUGAAUAAUUGGAGAAUGCUUGCGUGAACAUCUGAUAUCAUCACUGUUUUGACAGUGUUUUAUGGAUGUUUGGCAUCACAGAUGUUCUUCAGUGACCUGGGUCCAUGCUUAUAAAACUGUAGAGUCUAGUCUCGAAUCUCUAAUGAUGUUAUACGCAUGCAGUUUGUAUUGCAUUGCCAUGACAUUAAAGUCUUGGACUCUGUUGGAGUCUUCAGUAAUAGACUCUAAAUGUUUUAUAAAUCAUGAGGUCAGAAGUCGGAACUGGAUAAUAUAAUGUGAUAUUUAAUCUAAGCCACAGGGACAGGUUGUAUGGUCAGGUGUGAAUAUUUUGAAAUCACAUGAAAUGUUCCAAUAUUGCACUACUACUGUAUACAAGAUACAUUAUAUUUGAUUGAACAUUUAUUCAUAGCUUUGUUUAUUAGCACAACAUGUACAUGGUAUCACUGGACUGGACAUAAUGACAGUGUACAAAUUUACCAAUUAUUAAAAUUCUGUUUUUAAAAAACCCAAAACAAAACGAAUUCAAAUAUAACAUCUAAUAUUGUGGUUUUAUGUUUAUAUUAUGUUUUCAGUCAUAUAUCUUAAAAAAAAUAUUGUUAGUCUUGCUGCUCAAAUCCCCAUCAGUGCCCCAUAACUGCCAUAACAGCUGUUGUCUUAAUUGAUGUCUUGUUUGUGGACAGAUGAUUUUUUGGUUUAUUUUUUGCUGCAUUUUGGUGGGAAUAAUCUAUAUGCUGCAGCAUAUUUCCUAUGGCUGUAUAGACCAAAUGUCAUAACCGUAUGUUACAACGCCUUAAAUAGCUGGAGACUAAACGUACUUAGAUGUCAUAACCGUAUGUUACAACACCUUAAAAAGCUGGAGAUUAAAUAUGUGCUUAGAUGCCAUGAAACGUUCACAUUCGUUUUAUUACAUAGGUAUUAAAAUUAUAUAUAAGUUUGACCCUUUAAAAAAAAAACCCACACUGACAUACCUAAACCUUCAAGAAUAUAGCUCCAACAUUUUUUAAUGAAUUAUUAAACUGAUUUAUAUGCAUAAAUUGAUACAUAUAGUACCGGUAGCAUUUUAACUAUUGUAUGGACAUGUAUUGCUUUUUAUUUUUAAAUUUUUGUUUAUCACAUUUUGUUAUUUUUAUUGAAAAUGUUGUGUGAAAUGUUACCGAUCAUAAAGUACAAUAGAUGCAUUUUCAUAUUUACAUUAGUACUUAUACACGUAGCCCUGCCAAAUCAGUAUUAGUUGCUAUAUUUAAUGACAAGCUCGUCAUAUACUGCUGCCUUUGUUAGAAUAGAUACACUUGUAUGUUUUUGUCUUUCACUGCCACUGUACUGGGCUGCGGUAUAUGUAUAAUUUAAAUGUGUAAAAUAGGCCUUAGUUCAUGUUUAAUCAUUUGGAUAUAUUAGGCACUGUUUGUAGUUAUAUUGCAAUUUUUCUAAAUGAUAAAACAUGUAUAAGUUUUACUGACUGAAUGGGUUUUUUUACUUUCAUAUCACAAUUGUUUUUCAGUUUAUAACUAACAAUUUUGAAUAAGCUGUUACGAGAACUAAAAUCUGACAAAACAAAUAUUUCUUGACAAAGGGACAGAAUUUGUUUAAACACUUCUUAAAAAUAAUAUUAAAAUAAUGUGUUUAAAAAAAAUUAGUUUUAAUUUUUUUUUUUUUACUUCACAUAGAUUUUAAUAAAUGACUGGCAAGCAAUAUUUUAAGAUUAAUUAAAGUUACUGUCCCUAGUUUCAGAGGUACAUGUAACCAUCGUUUCUGUUUCAUAUAAAAUGCAUUUUGAGGUAUAACAAACACCAGGACACCAAAAGCACUGAAGUUGCCAAAAUUGAUCAUUUAAGAAAAAUGCUGUAAGUAAUACCAGUUAAUAGUAAAAAGUCUAUAAUGGCAGAAAAUGUUUUUCACUGCCAAAAAACAAAGUAAGUUUUCGUGAAAGUUGAUUUGGCUGUUAAUUUGUACAUAGUGUGUUGGUGCUUUAGAUACAUUUCCUAUGAAGACAUUUUCAAAUUUCAGCAUAUCCCAGUUGUUGUGGGUUGAUGUUUGUAAUGAUGUAAAUAUUAAAAAUGCACAUUU